Messenger RNA from Meloidogyne enterolobii, 2175 nucleotides. The record is from the annotation of a GenBank genome assembly. NCBI's taxonomy places the organism in Eukaryota, Metazoa, Nematoda, Chromadorea, Rhabditida, Meloidogynidae.
AUGAAAUAUUUAUUUUUAUUAUUUUUUCUAUUUCUUUUUUUAAAUAAAAUUAUUGGAUUAAAUAAUAAUUCAGAAAAUACUAACAAACAAAAUAUUUUUGAUUGGAUAUUUAAUCGUCAUGGGCAUAAUUUCAAAAAUAAAACAAAGGAGAGUGAGGAUACCAAAACAAAAUGUGUUUAUUGUCAAAAUCCAACAAUUGAAUUGACUGGAGGUAAAAUUGAAGGGAGAAUUUCUUUUGUAGCUGGAAAGAAUAAACCAUCAAUUGUUUUUGAAGGAAUUCCAUUUUCUGAGCCACCAAUUGGAAAACUUCGCUUUUUACCUUUAAAAGAGAAAAAACCUUGGAAUGGAAUAUUAAAUACAACAAAAUAUAGUGCUGCUUGUCUGAGUAAUACAACAAGUACUCGUUCUCCACAAAAAUAUAUUUCUGAAGAUUGUAUUUAUAUUAAUAUAUUUACUAGCCCUAAAUGUUUGGCAAAGGGUAAAAACAAAAACUGCCCAAUUCUAUUUUAUAUUCAUGGUGGAGGUUUUGCCUAUGAUUCUGCUACAAUGUUUAAUGACACACAAAUUAUACAAAAAUAUUCAUCUGAUGGAAUUAUUUUUGUAAUUCCUGCUUAUCGUUUAGGUGUUUUUGGUCUUUUAGAUUUAGGGAAUGAUAAAGUUGUUAAAAGAAAUUUGGCAAUGCAUGAUAUAAUUUUUGCAUUAGAAUGGGUUCAAAAAGAAAUUCACAAUUUUGGUGGAAAUAAUAAAAGAAUUACAGCAAUGGGAAAUAGUGCUGGUGCUUCUGCUUUAAUGUAUUUGUGUGGUUCUCCAGCUGUAAGGGAAGGAUUAUUUCAGCAGGCAUUUAUUAGUUCUGGAGUUCCUUUUUUUAGAAAAGAUGCAAAUUUAAAACAAAGUUUUGCUCUUCUAGAACAUUUUAAUUGUCUUCGAGAUAAUUCAACAAACAAAACAUUUUCUGAUAAACAAAAAGCCGAAUGUUUACGUAAAAUAGAUUCAUUAGAUUUACUACGACAACAACAAUACAACGAAAAUUUUGAUAUUGUUUUUAGUGGACCCGAAUCGGAUACAGAAAUACUUCCCUUUGAUAAUUAUGUACAUUUAUUAAGAAAUUGGAAGCCAAUUCCAUUAAUGAUUACAACAACAAUAAUUGAAUUUGAUCGUUGGUCAGAUGAUAGGUUAGACAAGGAAUGUUUUAAGGCAACAGGAACUUUUGGUUAUUAUUCUCUCCAAUCAUAUAAUGCUUGUUUUGAUAGAUAUAAAGAUGAAUUUAAUAUAUCAACACAUAUGCGUGUUUCUUAUGAAUCAUUACAUUCUGAAGCAUUUUUAACUUCCUUAGUAAAUACAAGAUUUGGUGGAAUUAGUUAUGUUGGUGAAUUUGAGAUUGCUAAUUAUUCAAAUCAUGCUAGUGAUAUGUAUUUCUUUAUUGGUCUUCAUCCAAUUGAAUUAAAUAGAACUGAUUUAAAAUUAAUGAAUAAUUAUUACCCAAAAAUGAUUAAAAAUUUUAUAAGAGGGCAUUCUCCUGAUAAAAGUUGGAGAACUCAAACUUGGAAUGGAAGAAACUAUUUUCGAAUAACUUUUAAUGUUAGCGACAAUAAUACAAUUUUGGAAGCGCCUCAUAAUGUUGAUGGAUAUCAGGCAAUUUUUAAAUAUAAAGAUGUGAAAGGCUUAGAUUUUUGGUUACAUGAUAUGCCAAUUGUGGAGAGAAAAGCCCGUCAAAAUAUUGAAGGGAAUUAUAGUAAUAAAGAAGAUAAAGAAGAAAAUAAUUGGUUAGAUUUAUUUGGAAAUAAACAAGAUAAAAAUAAAUUUGAAGAAGCUAUUAAACCUUUUUUGCCAAUAAUUGGUUCUUCUUUUGCUGUUUUACCUUCAAAUGAUGUUUCGGAAGAGGAAGAAAAUGAAAAUAAUACAGAAAUAAUUAAAAAUGAUAAUUAUCCAAAUUCGCCGCAACUAAAUAAAAAAGAAUCUACUUCAGAAUUCGUAAAUGUAUCAGCAUUUUGGAUUUUAAUUUUUAUUACUGCCUUUUUAGCUAUAACGCUUUUAUUAACAACUACAACAAAAUUUGUUUAUCAACACAAAAACAUUCAAAAUGGUUAUUCUCAAGUUCCUGAAAGCUAUGGAAUUUUUAAUGAAAAAUCCAGAAUUAUUACGGUCAAUAGUAGAAAUAAUCCUCAAUACAUGUAA